This is a messenger RNA of Mangifera indica (mango), 1252 nucleotides long. RefSeq lists its product as uncharacterized. Bases 141 to 1037 code for a protein of 298 amino acids. The transcript is spliced from 4 exons. Lineage: Eukaryota; Viridiplantae; Streptophyta; Magnoliopsida; Sapindales; Anacardiaceae. The record is from RefSeq and is a predicted model, not a curated record.
CAGACUAGAACGACGCGUCGUCGUUUUACGGGAAAUAACCAAAACGCUGCACUUUAGGUUGCUGGCCUGGGCCUGGGUUGGUGUCUCACUGUCCCUGGGUUAAGAGCUGGGAGUGAAGACUAAAGAUAGAGAAAAGAGUGAUGAACGACCUCUCUAAUGCAGCUCUGUUAGAACACCACACUGCUUUCGCUUGCAAACCCAUACCUUCUUUAGCUUUUUACAUUCUCAUUCCUCUCUUUUUUAUUGGUCUUUCAGUCUCUCUUUUCAUCCUUAUUGUUGUCCACAACGCUGUUUUUUUGGUUUCUUUUCUUUUCUUGUCGACUUGUGUUUUAUCUUUUAUAGCUUGGAACACUCUUAACCGAAGGCAAAUAGCUGCCAUUUCAUAUUUUCUCCGUUCUUUUCCCGACUCUGACCUUGCUGUAGCAACUGACGGCCAGAUUGUUAAAAUCACUGGGGUAGCAUCAUGCGGGAAUCUGUCCCUGGAAUCUUCAUAUGAAAGGGCCACCAGAUGUAUCUAUACCUCAACUCUUUUGUAUGAAUAUGGAAGUUUGGGUCUCAAGCCUGUGAAUAUCAAAAAAUCUUGCUUCCAGUGGAGUUUAGCAUAUUGUGAGAGGUUCUCCACAGACUUUUACAUAACUGAUAGGAAAUCUGGCAUAAGAGCAAUGGUGAAAGCUGGUUCUGGUUGUAAAGUCAUUCCCUUGAUCUUUGAGAGCAAAAUUGUCACAAUUACUAAAUAUUGCAGUGUACUGUCCCCUCACCUUAGGAAAUGGUUAAGAGAAAGAAACCUCCCAGCUGAAGCCCGACAACUAUGUGUGGAAGAAGGGUAUGUUCAGGAAGGCAGCUCUGUGACUGUUAUUGGAAUGUUACAUAAAGAUAAUGAUGCUUUGAUGAUUGUUCAGCCACCACAGCCCGUCUCCACAGGAUGUCUAUGGAAAAGGCUUCUUCUACCUGUUGAAGUUGAUGGACUUGUCCUGGGAGUCCCUGAUUUCACUGACCCAGUAACCAACACAGUCCCCGUGCGUCACCCUGAACAAUAAUGUUUACUUGCCUGGAGUUACAGUUUAGGAUUAUGUUGCUCUUGUAGAUUUAUAUCUGUUUAAGUUUAACCUCUGAACUUUUGUUUAUUAGUUAAUUAGUCUAAUUCUUAAUCUUCUUUCAAUUUGAAGAUAAAGGUUUGGAAAGUGUUUUAAGCUGUAAAUUUCAUGGAACUGAAUUCUAGAGUUAAUAUAGGCCAAUUUUAUAAUUUGGUGUA